Morone saxatilis (striped sea-bass) is the source of this 873-nucleotide messenger RNA. RefSeq lists its product as uncharacterized. Bases 110 to 418 code for a protein of 102 amino acids. Gene Ontology annotation, biological process: regulation of heme biosynthetic process. Gene Ontology annotation, cellular component: mitochondrial membrane. The transcript has 5 exons. The record is from RefSeq and is a predicted model, not a curated record. Lineage: Eukaryota; Metazoa; Chordata; Actinopteri; Moronidae.
GGGCAGGAAGCGCUGUCACACACUGAAGGAAACGUUUCUAAGUGCUGCUGCUUGUUUGGACGUUUGACAGUAAAAAUAACGACAUAUAUCUCUGGACUCAAGCUCUGUGAUGGCCGUGGACUGGAUUGGAUUCGGCUAUGCUGCAGCCAUCGCUUUGGGAGGAUUCAUGGGAUACAAGAGAAAAGGCAGUGUGAUGUCCCUCAUGGCUGGUUUAGUUUUUGGUGGAUUAUCUGCUUAUGGUGCAUACAACAUCUCCCAUGACUCAAAGGAUAUCAAGGUCUCAUUGCUGGCCUGUGGAGUCCUCUCAUUCGUGAUGGGAAUGAGAUACAAGAAAUCUGGAAAAUUAAUGCCUGCUGGCAUUAUGUCCGGACUAAGUUUAUUGAUGGUGUUUCGGCUGUUGCUUCUCAUCAUGGUGUGACUGGGGGAACAAUACGGACCACACAGAGGGCUCUCUGUCUCUUGAUGAACAACCCUUGUUUUAAAGGAAACACCAUUCCCAGUUAGCAUACUAAAUCCUCUGUUUUGUAUCUAUAUCUUUCAUGUGACCAGAAACCUUGCAAAAGCUACCAGUGGGUGUUUAACAGAUUUAAGAUUAACUACUAAUCUUAUUGCAGUAAAUCUGUUCAGAUGAUUCUAUGUAAAUCAAAUAGUUUUUGCUUAUUUUUUUGUAUAUGUGCAUGAACAUAAAUCUCAGUUUACUUACUCAGUGUUGGCAGAACAAAAGAUGUACAGUAUGUGAGCUUUGUGGUGCUCCUGUUUUACUGUACACACUACAACAUCAGUUUUGCAAGCUGCUGAACAAUCAACUUUAGAAAGUUGGAAUAUUCCUGUAUUGCCUGAAAAAAGGGAACAAGAUUAAAAGAUAAAAAUGUG